AUGUAUAUGACAGAUACUUACUCGAUCGAGAGUUACGAGAAGUAUUUUCGUGACUCACAAACGGAAGAACUCGUAGAACUGUCUAGCUCCGACAUUUCUACAAGUUCAAUUCAUCCAGAUGGCGCUUCAGUGGUUGCUAAUAACCCAUUUGACAGUUGUUCCAUGAUGGAGAAUCGAAGUGUGGAUUCAACUGAAGUGGACGGUGUAAUGAGAUCGAAACUAGAAGCAUUGGAGAGAGCAUUACUUGAGGAUAGUGACAUUGAGGCGGAAGAGGAAUAUGAUAACUCUCGAUGCAUGGAAAUGGAUUGGGCUGAUCAUGACCCGAUGCAGAAUAUGUUGCUUCUCGAUGAACAUGAUUCGCCAAAGGAGUAUUCGUCUUCAGAUUCCAACGUUAGUAGCAUCCGUAGCGUCGCAAAAGAAAUAAGAAAAAUCUCUAGGACCCCCAAGCAACUGUUAUAUGAAUGUGCUACUGCAAUUUCAGAAGGAAAUGACGAGGAAGCAUCGUCGAUGAUAAACAAUCUUCGACAGAUGGUGACGAUUCAAGGAGAGCCUUCUCAGAGAAUUGCAGCCUAUAUGGUGGAGGGACUUGCAGCCCGUCUCGCUGAAUCGGGUAAAAGUAUAUAUAGAGCCUUGAAAUGCAAGGAACCUCCUUCUUCGGAUCGUUUAGCAGCGAUGCAGAUACUCUUUGAGAUUUGUCCGUGCUUUAAAUUCGGGUUUAUUGCUGCAAACAAUGCGAUUACAGAAGCUGUUAAAGAUGAAAUGAAGAUUCAUAUAGUAGAUUUCGACAUCAAUCAAGGUAGUCAGUACAUAAAACUAAUUCAAACCCUUGCUUUGAGAUCUCGUAAGCCAUCAUAUGUUCGAUUGACCGGGAUCGAUGAUCCUGAGUCCGUGCAACGAUCCGUUGGAGGACUAAAUAUCAUAGGACAAAGGCUCGAAAAGCUAGCAGAAGCAGUUGGUUUGUCAUUUGAGUUUCGAGCAGUAUCAUCCAGGGCUUCCGUUGUCACCUCAUCGAUGCUCAACUGUCGUCGUGGAGAAGCUCUUGUUGUGAACUUUGCAUUCCAGCUUCAUCACAUGCCUGACGAGAGCGUUUCAACGGUAAACGAACGAGACCAACUUCUUCGCUUGGUAAAGAGCUUGAAUCCGAAGAUUGUAACGGUCGUGGAGCAAGAUGUAAACACCAAUACCGCGCCUUUCUUGCAGAGAUUUGUUGAAGCUUAUAAUUACUACUCUGCUGUUUUUGAGUCACUUGAUGUUACUCUUCCUAGAGAGAGUCAAGACAGGAUGAAUGUUGAGAGGCAAUGCUUAGCUAGAGACAUUGUAAAUACGGUUGCGUGUGAAGGUGAGGAUCGGAUAGAACGGUAUGAAGUCGCGGGCAAAUGGAGAGCUAGGAUGACAAUGGCGGGGUUUACUUCAUCGCCGAUGAGCACUAACGCAAGCGACGAAAUCCGGAAACUAGUUGAGGUGUAUUGUGAUAGGUACAAGGUAAAGGAGGAAAAGGGAGCACUUCAUUUUGGUUGGGAAGACAAAAACUUGAUUGUUGCUUCGGCGUGGAGGUGA
Messenger RNA from Lathyrus sativus (Indian pea), 1557 nucleotides. NCBI's taxonomy places the organism in Eukaryota, Viridiplantae, Streptophyta, Magnoliopsida, Fabales, Fabaceae. The record is from the annotation of a GenBank genome assembly.